AUGCCUCGAAGGAUGAUGUCUCGUCCUUCCCCACUAACCAAGCCCAAGGAAGAGAGUCAGGCCUCUUCUCCUGCAGGCAUGGAAUAUGACAAUCAUUUGCCGGAGAGUAUUCUAUUCGUGGGGGGGCCGUCAGUCACGGCCGGUCCGCCACAAGUACCCAGCGGUUUUGACGUGAUGACCCUCGAUAUGAGCGAUCUUGUCAAGAAGAUCCAAGAACUGAGUCACCUUGGUAUCGAGGACAACAAGAUCGCUCUUCCAAAGAUCUGUGUUGUCGGUGAUCAGAGUACUGGCAAGAGCUCUCUGAUCGAGGGCAUCUCUGAAAUCCAAGUUCCUCGCAGUGCAGGCACCUGCACCCGCUGCCCCAUGGAGAUUAAUCUCUCGGAAAGUAAGCCCGGUGAAGGUUGGAAGUGUGUGAUUUACUUGUCCCGCCGGUAUUGGUAUGAUCCCUCAAAGCAGGUGCGAGCCGUUCCAAGAAGGGCUCAGACCCUAGGGCCCUGGGUGCCCAUCGGAGGUCGAGACGAGGAGGUCUUUGUCACUCUGACCGACAAGUCGCAAGUUCAGAACGCAAUCAAGUGGGCUCAGAUUGCCAUUUUGAACCCCAAGACCGACUCCCAACUCUACGUGCCCGGCAAGAAUCGCGAGACCGAGGAGUCCACAGCCGUCAAGUUCUCGCCGAACGUCGUUCGGUUGGACAUUUCCGCUCCUGGGUUCCCCGCCCUGUCAUUUUAUGACCUGCCUGGUGUAAUCAGCCAGCCGGAACAUGAUGAUGAAAAGUACCUGGUUGGUCUCGUGGAGAACUUGGUCAAGCACUAUGUCUCGCAAGAGAAUUGUAUUGUGCUCUUGACUCUGACCAUGACCGACGACGCCACAAACUCGAGUGCCGCAAGGAUCGUUCGCGAUAUCAAGUCGGCCAAGGAGCGUACUCUGGGCGUUCUUACGAAGCCUGAUCGAAUUUCACAGAUGGAGUCCUUCGAUCAGUGGAAGGAGAUACUGGCCGGUCACAAGUUCAAACUGGGUCAUGGUUACUUCGUCGUUCGGAACAACCAAGAUCCUACCAUCGAUCACGCCAGGGCCAGGAUGGAGGAAGAGGCGUUCUUCUCAGACCCGUUUUGGGUAGGACUCAAUUCCCAGUACAAGGACCGCUUCGGUGUUCGACGACUCCAGGCGGCCUUGUCGACUAUUCUGAUGGAUCAAAUCCAGAAGUGCCUGCCAUCUAUUAUCGCCCAAAUCAAUGAAAAGGCAGCUCGCAUCGAUGCUGAGCUGGAGACAUUGCCCGACCCACCUACCGAGAACUACCAACGUAUUCUCACUGAGAAGGUGACAACGCUUGGUUUAAAGUUCCGUGGAGUUUUUGAUGGCGGUUCUGGAUAUGGAGAAUCCAUCAAUAUGCUUCAAAAGUGCUGGAACCGACUGGUCAUGGACUUCCAGAGGGCUUUGGCGAUCACAAAACCCACACUCAUCACAGCCACUGCCUCGGAUGUCGAAAUCAAGCCUGAGCGCAUAGACUCUGACUGCGAGAUGCUCGCCGGCCCAUCGCCGCCACGUUUCAAGCGGAAGGCGCCGGGCUCAGAUGCCAAGUCGCCAGAGUCUCAACCCUCUGCGAAUGUGAUCACUAUCAAUGACCAAGGCUACUCGACCAAAGACGUCUUUGACAAGUGGAAUGGCCCGAGCCGGAAGUUCGCCCUCCUUGAGAUUCGAGAAAUCAAGGAAGAGUCUCACCAAGCUGGUAUCCCCAAUCAGAUUAACCCCAGUGCCAUCGAAACUCUGAAUCGCGCAAGCGUCAAGCACUGGGAUGAUCUGACCAAGGCUUUCGUGAUUGCCACCUGCAAUCUUGUGAUGAGGGUACUGGGUAUGAAUCUAGACAAGGUAAUUGCCCAGUACCAACAAACAGGGCUUUACCGGGAACUUCGUCGGGUCAUUAACGAGUUCCUCACCCACCUCCGCGCCGAAUUCCUGGAUGAUGCCAUGGCCCAUUACCAGAUAGAGUACGAGAAGCCGUUCACAAUGGCCCAGUCGCUUCACAGCGAAGCCCAAAAGAAUGCCCUUCGCGGAUUGAUACUGGGCCGAAACCGAUCUCGUGCCAGGGCUUAUCUCCGCGGCGCCGGAUACAACGCGGAAGAUGAAUCAAACAUCGCGAAGGUCAUCAAAGACCUUGCACCAGAUAGCUACACUCAGGAGAUUGAGAUGAUGGCGAGCUCGCGCGGCUACUAUGAACUUGCGAGCUCUCGUUUCUUGGAUGUCAUCUGCCAGUCCGCUUAUGCGAAGAUAUUCUACAAGUGUCGCGAUGAUUUGAUCCAUGUGAUCAAUCUCCAGCUGAACGCAAAUUCCGUGGAACGGUGCAUGGAGUUGAUGGCUGAAGACCCGGAGCGUCAGCGGCGCCGAAGUAAUUUGACCAGGGAGCGUGCCAAACUCAGCCAAGCACAGGAAUGGAUCAACUCCAUUCACCAAAAAGAUGAUGACGAAGACAUGGCCCUCUCUGAGGAUACAGUUGGUGAUGGUUUCUCACCAAUGGAGGACUGGACCGAUGAAUGUAUUUGA
Messenger RNA from Penicillium daleae, 2538 nucleotides. Its product is annotated as putative dynamin GTPase. Gene Ontology annotation, molecular function: GTP binding; microtubule binding; GTPase activity. The record is from RefSeq and is a predicted model, not a curated record. The coding region runs from base 1 to 2538 and encodes 845 amino acids. Gene Ontology annotation, cellular component: membrane; microtubule; cytoplasm. Lineage: Eukaryota; Fungi; Ascomycota; Eurotiomycetes; Eurotiales; Aspergillaceae. The transcript is spliced from 3 exons.